Messenger RNA from Dibothriocephalus latus, 324 nucleotides. The record is from the annotation of a GenBank genome assembly. Lineage: Eukaryota; Metazoa; Platyhelminthes; Cestoda; Diphyllobothriidea; Diphyllobothriidae.
AUGCCAAGACGCCUGCUGCAUCCCAUCCUCACUGUCUGUAGGGCUUUCGAACUGGUCUCAGAGAGCUGCAGCACCUACAAUAUCGAAGACUUUGAGCAGCUUAUUCCUUACAAAGACUCACCAGCUGAUGGUGAGCCUCAAGGAGAACUGAAGUCUGACGUAGUCCAGCCGGCGGAAGGAGAAGACAUGGCUGGCCUUAUUCGAGAACGUGAUGAGCUGCUUGGGCGUUUGCGGGACGUGGAUACCGAAUUAAAUAAAUGUCGUGCGGCCUUCACCUCGGCCAUUUGGGAGCUUAAUGACCUCAGUGCUCCCGUGGGGGACUGA